UUUCUGGCGAUGAUUCUAAAUAAAUAUAUAUCAGGCAAACACUCCCCUAAAUGGCAAUGGUUUCUUUUUUUUGACACCUUUAAAAGUAGACUACAAUUAAGAAAUGUAAAAAUGCCAUCUAUACAAAAGACCUGUUUCCGAUUUUGCGGUGAAAGCUGCGCGUGUUUGCAGACGGGUUCAGAAAUGCAGAAUCAUCUACAGCUUCCAUUUAAAACAAUAAUUUUACUCUUUUUUCGUACAUUAGGAUGAUUGAGGAUGAAAAUUGUGGUGAAAAUGACCCACACCAGCUUUUUUGUAAGAGCUGAACGAGUGAAAGCGUUUUUUUUAAAUUUGCUUGAUUUUGAAGCAGACAGUUUCUGUUCAAAUAAACCACUCGGCCAAAAAGUGUUCCAAAUAUCUAACUUCCGUCUUGCUAUUAGCUCGAGUUUCAACGCAUUAGACGUAUAGCGAAGAAGGAAAUUCCAAAUUAACCAUACUGAAUGGAACGUAAUAUAUUGAUAGAAAUGAAACGUAAUCUAAUUUUCUCGUCCGAAUUACCAAAUGACUUGAAUUAAUCGAUGUAUGGGGCGCUAUAUCGAUCGUACUUGUAUCGUGGACAAAAAAGUUAAUUGUUUCUUUAACGGUCUGUUGUUAUGACGAAAGUUGCUUGCUCCCUCCUGCAAAGUGGUGCUUAAAAGCAAUGACGUCACUAGUAACGUGCAAAUGGGGCACUCCUGAAAGAUAACUGUGGAGGAGGGCUGGAGGAGGGACUGAAGAUGCGCUUAUAUAUUGAUCAUUUAUUCAUCUAUCUUUCAUGAAUCCUAAGGCCUAAGAGGAUCUUGUAAAGCUAUCUCGACUGAGGGGCUGUCUUAGUGUCAGGGUUUCCAUAGUUACAUGCAGUUUUAGCAAGACCGAGCCACUCAAGAGUGCAGUUUAAUAACUGAUUUAGCAUGGGAAGCUGAAUUGAGUCUUGAUGUUAGAGCAAUAUCGGUCAGAAAUGGAUUUGAAUUGACGGGUGCGAGUUUUCUAUGAUAGCGUGGUGAAGGAUUCCGAAAGACUUCUAUUGACCCUUCUGCUUAGAUGGACGCCUUACACUAAUUGUGAACUCACGGGAAAUUCUACGAGAGUAAACACAAAAGAAAGAAAAGACAAGAAUAUACGAGGAAGUCUUUAUUAAAACAAGGAAAAUGCUGCUUAACACCACAGGAGCUCCUAGUGCAAACCUGUCCCAAACGACCGCCACCAGCCACAAGGUCAUCGCGGGUGAGAUGACAGCCGCUUACGCCAUCAUCACCUUCAUCGCCUUUUUCGGGAACGCGAUAGUGAUACACAUCGUGGCGACUCGCGCGUACAUGAAAACUACCUUCAAUUUCCUUAUCGUGAACAUGGCCAUCGCAGAUCUACUCGUCUCUGUCAUGGUCAUGCCGCUACAGAUAAAGUUCUUGUACUACGGGCAACAGUGGAUCAGUGAUUGGAUUGGGUCAGUAACGUGCAAGUGGGUCAACUUCUCCGGGACGCUGUCAAUCACCGCGUCAAUCAUCGCGCUAGUCGCCAUCUCAUUGGACCGUUACUUCGCCAUCAUCCACCCCUUUAAACACCUGCCAAUCAUCCGUAACACCAAGCUGAUUACCUCAUUUAUCUGGAUUGUCUCCGCCCUAUUUAACGUCCUCUACCUCGUGCUGUUUGAGGUUAAUCUCGGUCGAAAGUCGGGAGUAUGGGAAUGUCACAUGAACUGGAAUACCAUCUCACGAGAUGGAAAGGAGCAAUUCGAGUUCGCGCGGACCUACUUCAUGGCGACGCUCAUUUUGCUCUACAUAGUCCCCCUUGUGGUGAUUGGUACUCUCUACGUCCUGAUUGGGCGAAAACUGUGGUCACGUAAGAUACCUGGCGUGACAACGGCAAAUGUGAAGCGUUACGCUGAGACGUCGAAGCGGAAAGUCCUGCGCAUGCUCAUCAUAGUGGUCGUAGUGUUUGCGCUCUGCUGGCUCCCCGCUCACAUUAUGCAUAUCAUUAUCUAUUACCACUCCGAUAUCUACUUCCAGAUAGUGCAGAACACGCCAAUCGUGGAAUCCAUCGUUUUCUUUCUCUGUCAUGCAAACUCGGCCAUCAACCCCAUACUGUAUGUCGUGCUUAAUAAGAAAUUCCAGAGAGAGUUUAUUAACGUAAUGAGUUUCUGGAUUCCUGGAAUGAGGCAGCGAUCCACUAGACGUGACGACCUCAAGUCCAUGCAGAUGACGUUGACGUCAGCACCAGAGCGCUAGUGGGUUGCGGUUAUCCGUGAAAAACCAUGCGCAGUAUGACGUCAGUACCAGAGCAUUAGCUGGCAGCGGUUAUUCGCUAGAAAUCAUGCGCAAUGUAGCGUCAGCACCAGAGCGCUAGUGUGCAACGGUCAUCCGCGAGAAACCAUGCACACGAGAAGCGAUAGCGUAUGUAUAUGCAUAUGACGCAAUAACUCUAAUAAGCAGCGGUUAUCUGUGAAAAAAAACAUGCGCGCGAAACAUCCGCGAGGAACCAUGCACAAGGGAUGUGGAUAAUGUACAAGACCACUAGAUGGCAGCGGUUUAACGCGAGAAUCUUUUAAUGCUAUGGUUUCAAAACAGUAGCCUCACGACAACCUUGAUUUUAACUGUACAAGCCUUAUUUAACACGGUGCUAAAUACAAUAUUUGCUGCUGCAAAUAGUCUAAAGCGAGUUGCUUCUUGGGCGAAACUUAGGUAGUAAUGGAGCUUUAGUAAUAACGAUUUAAAAAAUUAAGGCUCUAAAAUCAGCAGGGUUAUAUUUUUCAAUCCGAAUUGUUGUAGCCCAUGCAGUAAUAAAGUUCUGGAAGACUAGACAAGACGGAAAUAUUUCGUCACAAAAUGUACAUAAUGACUGCCACGGGCCUUCUUAGUAAUGUAAACCCAUUAUAUGCAAUAUAAAGUGAAGUUAUAAAAACUUAAUACAAUCAAGUCAUUUAGGG
Nematostella vectensis (starlet sea anemone) is the source of this 2938-nucleotide messenger RNA. Its product is annotated as substance-P receptor. Gene Ontology annotation, biological process: G protein-coupled receptor signaling pathway. The coding region runs from base 1167 to 2240 and encodes 357 amino acids. The record is from RefSeq and is a predicted model, not a curated record. Gene Ontology annotation, molecular function: G protein-coupled receptor activity. The transcript is spliced from 4 exons. Gene Ontology annotation, cellular component: membrane. NCBI's taxonomy places the organism in Eukaryota, Metazoa, Cnidaria, Anthozoa, Actiniaria, Edwardsiidae.